Molecule: messenger RNA, 1414 nt
Organism: Mytilus californianus (California mussel)
Lineage: Eukaryota; Metazoa; Mollusca; Bivalvia; Mytilida; Mytilidae
Exons: 13
Coding region: 52-1389 (445 amino acids)
Biological process (GO): Golgi to lysosome transport; protein targeting
Cellular component (GO): trans-Golgi network; clathrin adaptor complex; cytoplasmic vesicle
Source: RefSeq, a predicted model, not a curated record
UUGAAGAGGUGCCCGGAUGACAGGUGUCUGCUAGCCAUUGUAGGAUUCAUUAUGCAUUUCAGUGAAAUAUUCAUUGUUUCUGGCACGGAAUCUGUUCUGUUAUAUAAAUCUUUCAGAUUAGAUACAGUCUUAAAGACCAAGGAUAUUUUCUUACAAACAUUAAAGGAACCUGGAACAAAUAUAUCACCACAUUUUAAAUUAAAGGAAACUUACUUUUUCAACAUAAAAAGAGGAGGGCUGUAUUUUGUUGCUACCUCUGGACAUGAAAUCUCACCUAUUAUGGUUAUUGAAAUCUUAUGCAGACUUUAUAGUAUAUUGAAAGAUUUUUGUGGAACAGUUACUGAGGAUUCUGUUCAAGCCAACAAUUUGCUGAUCUUAGAAGUACUUAAUGAUUUUGCUGAUUCUGGCUAUGUUCAAAUAGCUUCAACAGAGAAGUUACAGCCAUAUAUUCAAUCUCGUCCUGUUAUGGUUAAACAGUCCAGAGAAGUCACUAGUGAUAUAACUUCCAGAGUUUUUGGAAUAGAGACGAAAGUAUCUCCUGGUUCAUCAUCCAUUAGAUCUGUAGUCAUGUCACCUGUAACUGAUCCGGAUUCUGUUAAGAAUGAAUUAUAUAUUGACAUCAUUGAAAAGCUUACUGCUGUUAUAAAUGCAAAUGGAACAGCCUCUACUUUGGAAGUUUCAGGUGAAAUGAUUGUGAAAAAUUUUGUUAAUGGGAAUCCACAAAUUAAAAUAGGACUAAAUGAAGAUUUGGAUAUUCUGGAGGGAAAAAGUAAAGGCUAUGGUGACCAUGUGCAACUAGAUAAAUGUAACUUUCACCCAUGUGUCAAAUUAGAAGAAUUUGAAUCAUCAAAAGUAAUUGUCAUGGUUCCUCCUGUGGGUGAGUUUUCAGCCAUGCUUUACAGUACCAGUGGAGAAAUAGCAUUAAAUGUGCCAUUCAGAGUUCUAGCCUUUAUAGAUGAUGCUGAAAAUAGUAGAGACAAAAUACUUACGCUACGAUUAAAAAAUGAGCUUCCAUCAAAUUAUAAUGCUGUCAAAGUCAUCAUUAGACUGAAAAUACCAAGAUGUGUUAGUAGAAUGUCUCAGCAAUUGAAUGAACCAGAUCAAACAGCAGAAUUAACAGAAAAUCAGGAUAUAGUAUGGACCAUGAAGAAAUUUCCUGGCAGAGCCGAAUAUGUAGCAAAUUUUAGAUUGAUAAAUAGUACAAGUUCAGAGAUAAAGAAAUAUGAUAUUGGUCCUAUUAGGAUGGAUUUUGAGAUAUCUGGAUACACAAGUUCUGGACUUCAAAUAAAAGGUCUCAAAGUUCAAGAAAUGGGAAAGAAAAUAAACUUAAACAAAUGGAUAAGACUUAUUACUGUUAGUGAUUCUUAUGUUAUUAAAUUAUGGCCAUGAAUUUGCAUUAAAUUAUCAAACAAUG